Acanthoscelides obtectus is the source of this 32996-nucleotide messenger RNA. NCBI's taxonomy places the organism in Eukaryota, Metazoa, Arthropoda, Insecta, Coleoptera, Chrysomelidae. The record is from the annotation of a GenBank genome assembly.
GAUCGCCCGGCGUUGCCUGCGCUUCCGCCGUCGGGCUGUCGGUCAUUUGAAACCCGAACUUCGUCCGCACUGGAUGGCUGGAUUGAAUUGAUAAGCAGCUAGAAACCCUCGUGCAAGGCCCCAAAACAACCGACGUCACGAACGCUGCUUCAAGAAUCAUCGUGUAUUGACCAAUCAGCAAACCGGUCAGAAGAAAGUGAAGCUUCUUCCUGUUUUUGUGAUUAUCAAGGCAGUGCUUUGAGGCUCAUCGCCGGCUCCAAGAAUCAAGCAACCGUUGAGAGUCAGGAGAAAGUGAAAGUACUUCCUGUGGUGACUAACAACGCAAACCUUACACCAUCAAAUUAGGCUGCGAUAUUUUAGCAGCCUCCAGGAGUUACGUGAAAGUGACUAUUAGUGCUUUUGGUUUUGAUUUUGUUUACGUGCCGCCGGAAUCGUAUUUGUUUCAGUAUUCCGGUAAUUAUACAGUGAUCGAAACGUAGUGAUACUGUCGCGAGCCGUAGAAAAAAAGGCUCUUGGAGAAUCUACGCGAGAAACACGAGAAAACCUCGAGAGACCUAGAGGAGAUAGUGAAAGCACUAGGCGACAUCACCCGCACCAAAGCUGAGCUAUAUAACCUCAAACAAGAAGUCACUGGAUUCUACGUAUUCGGCGAGGACCUCACGCAGACCGAAAAGGACUUGCAAAACUUACAUUCAAAGGUGGACAGCGAGAUAAAAAAAGUGAGGACGUUCUGUUCUAACCUCAAAGAAAAAUACGUCAAGUCGCAGCAGAUCGUGCCUUCAGACGUAGCUCAGGAACUGAACCAGUUGGAACUGUUGACUGAAACUAUCACAAGCGCCAUGGAAGAGAAAGACAGGGAAUUCAAAAAAGCGAGGACUGUCCGGACAGAUUACCUCAAUGAGGUAGAAGACGUCCAAAACUGGAUAAAAGAAGCCGAGAUCAAAGUCCAGGAUCGAUCCGUCGAGCCACAAGUUCUGCACGAGCACUUGCAGCAAAUCCAAAGCGAAAUAGCAGGCAUCAGCGACAAACUGGAGAAACUAACCAGAAACGGAAGAGCGAUAAUGGAGAAAACUAAAGACGAUGAAGAGAAGGAGAUGAUUCAAAACACGAUCAACAAUCUGACUGAUCAAUUGGCACAAGUGAGGACAUGGCUGGAAGAGAAGAAGCAACAAGUGGGUGAUAUUCUGGACGCUUGGCAACGAUUCCUGACACUCUACCAGGCUGUGAUGACUUGGGUCGGCGAGAAAAAGGAGUUCCUCAAGGAGCCGUUACGCCUAAGCACCCUGCAGGAUUCUAAACAGAGGUUACACGAUUAUUCGAAUGCCGUGAAAAGCUGUAAAGUGGCCACGAAGAACCUGAGCGACAUGGCCAAAGAAUUGGACCAUAUCGGCAGCGUGACUAGCGUUGGAGAUUUGCCACAGAAGAUGGAACAAGCAGAGGAAGCCAAAGUGGAAGUUGAAGCUUUGAUUUUAGAAAGGAAUGGACUCUUACAAGAAACUUCAGAGGAAUGGGAGCAAUGCGAGAAGAAGAUCAAAGACGUCAGAAGCUGGAUCGAGAAGACCAAGACUGCUUUAGAAUCUCAACAAAAUAAGAAGAAACCUUUACGGGACCAACAUGGCUUGCGGGAAAAGAUGCUGGCUGAUAUACAGAUUCAGAAAACGAAAAUUUCUUUGUCUGUUGAAAAAUUGCAGCUGCACUUCCGCUCGGGCGUAGAGACGGAUUCCCGCGUGACCGAAUCCGCGUCCGACCUCCUGUCAGAACUGGACGAUCUCAGCUCCGCCAUCAAGACUCAAAUCAACCAAUUGGAGCGGACCAUCGCGCAGGUGGACGCCUAUCAGCUGGAGGUCCAGCAACUCCGACAAGCUAUCGUGCACGUGGAACAGCAACUGCGCACGGCGAUGGCGCCUAAUUACGCGCCGCACGACCGAGAGAGGGCGCUGCGAGAGCAACAGAGUUGCAAAGAACAGCUGAGAGUGCUUCACAGCAAACUGUCAGCCCGAAAUGAACGAAUGAAGCAAUUGGUUCAAAGAGGCACUCCUGACCUAGAGCCGUUAGGCACUUAGUCAUCUCCUACCUAUCCGACCUUACCAAACAUCUAUCCGACCUCAACACCUGUUUUGACAACCGACUGUCGACUAUACAAAGAUCUUCAAUAGUCGCUCUUUAGGAAGAAUAUCUCCGAAACAAAAUAAAGAAAAAUCGACGAUUUUUAUGGAACAAUCUGUUUAGAAUAAAAUUGUUUUUAAAGAGUAACCUUUAUUUAUGAAAUAUAAGUCUCGAUGAGCCUUGUUAUUUGUCUUUUUGAACAGAGAUAGAACCGGGUUUUUUUUAAUCUAGACAUGGAUAGGUUAUAUUCUGUUACGUUCUCAUUGGGAUAAUUAAAAAAUUAUCUAACAGGGUUACCCAGGAAGAUUUAGUAAUUCCACCCUAAUCUAAAAAAAAAACUACAUAUUUUAUAAAAAAAUGGAGCAACAGGUGUACGGAUUUUAUUGUUGUGCUCCAUAACUUAUUUUUAAUAUCGCAGUGCUGACAACGCCAUUAAGUGUAUCCAAGAGUCCAUGCUAUGGGGUACACCUAUAUGAUAAUAAAAAACCAAAAUCCGCUCACCUGGCGCUGCGAAAUUCAUAGCUCUUAAACCUUCUCUGGAACAUCUUCAAGUUAGGCAGCCAUCAUUACUUGACGUACAAUAAGACAAAUAGCAACCGUCAUCUGGAUACGGUGAAUGCGCUAGUUAUCUAUUUUUCGGCAAAACUUUUACAUAUUCGAUGCAUUUCUUCAUUUUUUUUGGAGGUGUCUUCAUAAAGAGCGAAAAUGACCAGAAAGAUAUGACAGCACACAUACGAUUUUGCCAUCGUUCAGCCACCAUCUUGAAUCGCGAUACCUUGUGAUAUACCGCGUUUACUGAUUUGCAUUAUUGCUUCUGGUGAACAGGCAUCUACCAGUCACCGUGUCAGCACACUGGUGAAGGAAAUGCAACGAUUGGACCCUUACGCUCCUGCAGAAGCCACUCUGUUGGAGGUGUCUUACGCUGACAUUGCUGCGGGAAGGUCCAAGUCAGAAGAACGAGAGAUGGUGACGGCAACCCUUGACUUAGAAAAGCCAGUUACACUCACCAGGCAAUCUAAGCACCUAGAGCGCAAACAAGAGUUUGGAGAGGUAGAAACGGUGGCUGUAGAGAAGCUUCAAAGGAACAAUCAGCAUCCUAAGGAUAUUCCUAGAAUCGUAGAACCCAAAUUAGAACCUAAAGAGGUAGAGCUAGUGGCCAAAGAUAAACUUCAAAAGAAGAAUCAGCAACCCAAACCAGAACAUGGACAGUUGGAAAAGAUAGCUAGGGAUAAGUCGCCUAGAAGAAGCCGAUCGCCAAAAAGGAAGUCAAAGAAAGAACAGGCUGUGGAGGAAGCGCCAAUCAUUGUAGAGCCCGUUGAAGAAUCUACCCAAGAAGCUUUGGGAGGGCGUACUAGUCAGGUUCCAAAGGAAAAAGCGUCCAAAUCACAAAAAGCUUUGCAUGUCCAUGAUAAGAAACGACAUCGUUCGCCGAGUCCUCUGACCCUGUCUAGUCAUGCAGAAAAUCCGAAAGAACAAGUCCCAAUACCACAAAAAGUUUCUGAGGAAGUACCAAAGGAACGAAGACUGAUCUCCCAGUUGAGAGAGCAAACCCUAAUUGUUCAAGAAAAGAAGCGCGACCGUUCACCUAGCCCUAUGUGGUUACCUGGACAAACUUCCUACGCGGAGGUACUUAGGGGGCAGUACAGAACAUCCGAGGAAAGAGAGGUUAACCAACCACCACCUCGUGCUGCAGCUCCACCAAGUGCUCAAACACCACCAAGCACCCAGGUGCCUCCAAGUGCUCCCGAGGUCAUUCCUACAUACGUUGCUCAAGAGCAAAUCGUAUACCAACCAGUAGCAACUGCUGUUGAAUACAAUGUUCCGCCUCAAGUAGAGCCUUACACAGUUCCUCCACAAGAGUUCAUCAUAACUCAGCCACAAGCUUGGAGCCAGUACCCUCCCCAACAAGGGUACUACCCCCAAGAGAUGCCACAGGCUUUCUACCCCCCACCUAUACAACCAGUCCAAGCGAAUAUAAUCGAGUAUGUUCAACCUAUGCCAGAUAUGGUGAACUUCAUAGCUUCAGGACAACAAUUAAUUAGUUCUGGUUUGGGUACUUACCAAAGUACUCCUGCACAAUUCGCACCCCCAUACCCUCCAGAAAAUGCAUAUGAGUACCAAGAGGUCAAACCUGCUAACACAAAGCCAGCAGAGGAAGAACCAGUGAGCAAGGUAGAGACAAGUGAGGUGCCACCAACGGAAAAGACGAUUGAACCAAGCGUUGCUGGAUCACAUGUCUCGUAUGCUCAGAUUCUGUCUCAAGGACUUGAAAGCAAACCAACCAUCCAGCCAUCCAGUUUGGCUCCAGUAAAACGAAAACCUGAACAAGCAUCUCCGGUGUAUGGAAACAAGUCCACGCACUUGGACGAUACGAAAGUCAAAGAGACAGCUUCUCUUAAGGAGAAGAUACCCAAGAAGACACAUGACCGAUCGCGUCCAAACGAAUUUGGUCAGACGCACAAGCACCAUGGAGAGCCUGUCAAAAUGACAGGUGGUGCUGUAGCGACUGACAGCUCAAACGCACAUGACUUAAACACUAGUGAAACUGUUUCCCCAGUUACAGAUAAGAGAAGACGGAAGAAGUCUUCAGAAGACGAGAUAGAUAAAGCUUUGAAAGAAAUAUCGCUCAAUGACCAAAAGCUGACUAAAAAUAAGUCACAAGUUAAACAUGAAGCAGAUAAAAGUGAUCUUUCUGAAGAAAACAGGACAUCAGAGUUAUCUGAUUCAACUAGCUCAAAAUUAGACAGGGUGAUAGUAUCCAAAAAGUCCAAGAAAAAGAAAGCUAAGAAAGGAAAGGAAAGUGAACACGAAAUAGACGAAACAAAGGAAGUUAAGGUAGAGCUUUCUUCCGAAGAAACUACAGACAGGCCUGGGAGGAAGAAACCGAAAAAGAAGAAACCAACCGAUGAAAAUGACGUUGCAAUUAUUCAGAAAGCGGAAGAAACUGUUAGUAAGUCUGAGAUGAUGACGCCAGGAGACGUAACUAUAAUAGAACCAGCUGUAGUACAGCCUGGAUUCGUAGAAAGUGAAAAGAAAUUGAAGAAGAAAAAGAAUAAAACUAAACCUGAAGCAGAAAAUCUGAGGCACACAGAAGAGUCUGUAUCUCAGUCAACAAUGCAACAGGUUAUAGAACUGGAUAACAAUCAGCAAACCGAAGACAAAAAGCGUAAGAAGAAGAAAAAGAACAAAGAUAGGCAGCCAGAGGAACAUGUAAUUCCAACAGCAACAGAAGUUAAACCAGACUAUAAGGAAGAAGUCUCGACCUUCAUUGACACUGAAAAAUCAGUAGUUGAUGUCAGUGAUACUAAAACUGGAGAAUCGUUAACAGACUCAGUGGAAAAAAGCUUUGCAAAGUCUGUAUCAUCGAAAACUGCGCAAGAGACGGUUCGUGAAGUGGCCGCGGAAGAAAAAGUACUUACUUCGAGUACUACCAGUAUUGAAACUGAUGAACAACAAGCGUCUAAGAAGAAACAGAAGAAAAAGCAUAAGAAGAAACAACCUCUCGAAACGAAGCCAACUCCUGCUUUUGUUAUAACUGAAGAGAUUAGGAAGAUUCCUGAUGAAGAUGUAAAACCACAAGAGAUACCUGUGAAGAAGAGCAAGAAGAAAUAUGUCAAGAGGUCUAACGCUGAAUUUAUUGCUAAAGAAAUUAGUGAAAUCACUAAACAAAAAUGUAUUGAAACAGAAGAACAGAAGACAUCUAUUCCUAUACAUGGACUUGAAGACGCCAAACCUGUACAAGCUCAAGAAACUGUUGAAAAUGUUGAACAGUUAAAAGAGCAAUCCCCUAUAUAUAAGGUUACCGAAGAAAUAAUAGAAAAUCAGGUCUCAGAAGCCAUUAAUAUUGAUCAACCUAAACCUGAAAAGAAAUUGACAACUAUUUCCUCAAGUGAGGCCAGAGCUAUACCAAGUGAUCAUGCUAAUGAGGAAGGUUUGGUAGACGAGAGAAAAUAUGUUGAUGAAACUUUGAUUCAAAAAGUGACAGCAAGUGACGAUAAAACUACUGUUGGACUUACGGAACAGAAAGAAAAUAAAAAGAAGAAGGAAAAACAGAAAAAGAAGUCCGCAGUGAGGUGUGACAGUGCAGUAAAUGGUCAAAAAGAAACUGGGCAGAAAUCAGAGACUGGAUCGUUGAUAAGUGACUUGAGCGGAACUAAAACACAAACCGUGGAAGAGGUUACCAGAGAUUCAACAUCAAUCAUCACAGAUCAAGAAAAAGAUACGUCAGAAUGGACUUUGACUACAGUAGAAGAAAUAAAUAAAGAAAAUAGAAGAAAAUCUAAGACAACUACUACCGUCACUACAGUUACUAGUAUAACUAAAACGACGCCUUCAACUACUGACAAUAUCACUAUGCCUAUUAUGUCCCAAGGAGGUGUGUCUAGCCCAUCUACGACUGUUGCUGCAACGAAUGGAGCUUCAGAAAAGUGCAUAAUGUCGGACAAGCCAGAAACAGAUGCCGAUCGUCAAAAAACAGCUGAAUUAAAGGAUACAACUAAAAUAGUAUUUAUAACUCACGAAGAAGUAAGGAUGAAACCGGUUGUAACUUUGAAGAUGGAGUUUGUUGAAACUCCGAUUGAAGAGACUGCACGUACUGAAGAGGCAUACGUCGAGGAAGAUAAAACUACUACAAAAGAUACUCGCAACAUCACCAAAGUCACAGAGAUAUCAGGUAUUAUAGAACCAACUAGUAAAGAAGAAUCAGAGCUAAACGGAUUUGAUACCAGAAACAUAACUAAACAGUUCAUAUGCCAUGAAACUCAGAUCCUCAACGGAAACGAAGAUAUAACAGAUUCUGAAGAAUGGAAAGACAUCGAAAUGGAGCAAGUAAUAUUUGGUUCAGUUAAGGAGCGACCAAGAAAGAUAAUAGAAUACAAAUACAUACCAGAAAGUGAGCCAGAAAAGCAAGAAAAAGGAACACGCUGUGAUGAAGACGAUAAGUCGAAGAAACGGCAAGGCAUACCUUUGGACGACUUACUUCAAGGUGAACCGGCUGAGAAACUUGACAUAUCUUCAAAAGAGGUUGAAGUCUGUCAUGAAGAGACGUCACUGACAAGGCUUGACUCUGUGGUUGACACAGAAAUCACGAAUCUAGAGGACGUAAUGAACGUUUUGGAAAGCCGAAAGCAAAAGAAAAUUCGCAGUAACAAAACGGAAGAUACUGCAGGGGAAUCCUCAGUAGAAGCGGAUGUAGAUGAACCAAAGACUAUAAAAGUAGAAUACAAAGGUUUGCCCAUAGAUGAAUCUACUUGCAUAUUCGACAUUUUAGAUGAACCUGUUACAAUUUCAGAUGACGAAACAGAGUCAGUCAGUAAAUCGACGAGAAGAGAUGUUAUUCAAGAUGAGCCAACAAAAUCAAAAGUGCAAAAAGUCGACAAUGAACCGAAAAUUGUAACUAAAGGUGCUUCUGUAGUAGAUACUAAGCUUUUGCAAGUAACAGACGAUGCAUACCCUAUUUCAGAUGAAGAGUUAGUCGAAAACGAUGCAAGAGAUGUUGUAGAGAAUAUUCCCAAAAUACCGUCGAAUACUGAUAUCAAAACUUGGGCUAGUAUCGUCAAUGAAGCACCAAAUGUGGAAGAAUCCACAGCAGGCAAACAAGCAGCAGAAUGCGAAAGAAAUGUAUCUUCACCUGAAACGAGUGAAUUCAAGGAAGACACUAAGAAAAGUAAAAAGAAGCAUAAGAAGAAGAAACAGCAACCAAAAGAUGAAGAGCCGGUAAAAGAGAUUAAAAUGAUAUCUGAAGAAGUAAAACAAGAGGACGUUACAGAGUCACAUACGAGUAUCGUAGAACAGUCAGUUGAGGCAACUGACACUGGAAUUGCAAAUAUUCUGGAUCAGCUGAAAGAGGAGACAUUGUCUAAGUAUAAGCCUGACUUAGACAGCAUACCCGAUAUCAAGCGAAAACCAACUAGUUUGCCACAAACACCUGCGCAACCAGAAAAACCUUGUGUAAAAGAACCUAAGGGUAAGACAAAGAAAGAAAAAGUACCGAAAAAGGAGAAAACACCGCCGAUAAGUAUCGAGAUUCCAUCUCCAUCAGUAAGUAUUGAGCAGGAAAAAAUGGAGUCACCUAUAAUUGAAGUCAAAGAGACUUCUCCAGUAUUGUCGCCAACUGCUGUAACAUUUGAAACGUUGCCUGUGAUACCACAGUCUCCAGAAAGGCCACUGCCAGAGAUAAACUAUCUAGAAGCUUCUGGAUCAGUUGAGCUAUCUGUAGCGAAAGAUGAACCUCAAAAAGAGAACAUAACCGACUUACUGCACAAACUUAAAGAGGAGACACUGGCAAAAUACAGUGUCUUAGAAGAUGAGACAAAAACUAGUACAGAAAAUGAUGUAGCUUGUAAGAAACCGAAGAAGUCUAAGAAAAAGGGAAGUCAUAAGAAGACAGUGUCAUUCGAAGAAACACCUCAGGUUAUAGGUUACGCAGAAGAUACCAUUCAAAUAGAAGAGAAUGGCAUCAAGGAUGGUUCAGAGGUGACUGAAGAGUUUGUCGUAGUUUCUGCCGAAGAAACUAAAAAAGGAUUCGCGGAACCUGUGGUUGAUGAAGAUACUGCAAAAAUAUCUGAAACCAUAGAUGAUAUUGAUGCCACUAAAACGGUCAAUGAAGAAUUUAUUAAGGAAGAGCAAGGUAAUGCAAAAAAAUCUAAAAAGAACAAGUCCAAAGGCAAACAUGCCGCUGAAGAUGAGCAACUGGAGUCUGUUUCUGUGGCCGUCGACAUUAUUGACACUGUAGUAGAAAAAUCAGAAAAUCAGCAAGAUGGGGGUGAAUCGAGGAAGAAGAAUAAGUCGGAAAAAAAACAAAAGGAGCAACCAAAAGAUGUGAACGAAAAUGUAAGGGAAUCAGAUAUUAAACAGAAUGAAAUGGAGACAUCUCAACUUAGUAAAUCUUGGGCAGCAGUUGUUGGUACGAAAGAUGACGUUACUGCAGCUUUUAUCGAAGCAGAAAAAUUGGGUUCACAGAAAGAAAUGCUUACUGAAUCAUUUGUCGAAGUGUCACACGAUCAAGCUAAGCCAGAAUCGCCAGACUUGACCAAAGAUUUCGAAGUUGUUGAAAAACCAGAAGAAUCGCACGUUGAAAGUAAAUCGAAAAAAGGCAAAAAACAAAAAAAUAAAAAGGAUGCCAUAUCUACGCCCAAGGAAGGCUCCAGUGUUCUAGUUGAAAUUGAUGAAACCGUCAUAGAUACUCAGUCUUCCUGGGCCAACGUUGUCAAAUCGAACCUAGAGCAUCAAGAAUACGUUGUCGAGGAAAAAUUAGUCAAGACAGAAGAAGAAACAGUUGCGUCAACAGUGCAAGAGUCCGCAUCUACCACAGAAGGCAAAGGUAAAGAUGAUAAGAAAUCUAAAAGAAAGAACAAAAAGAAAUCGCGAACAGAAGACAAAUCAAACGAAACCUUUGAGGUUACCGAAGAAAUUGUCAAAAUCCCUGAAAAAGUCGAGACAAUAAAUACAUCCAACGCUUCUACGGAACAUAACAGAUAUAAAGAGGACUUGCCUGUUGAAGACAAAAUGCUUGAUCAACAAGCCAUAACGGAUACUGAUGUAAAUAUAGAAAGCUAUGAGAUAGUAUCUGAAGUUAAGUCGGAAGAUGUACAAAAUAACUUGACAAUGACCGAAUCUUGGGCUGAAGUUACACGGAAACAUCUCAAAGAUUUACCUCAAACUGUGAAACUAGUUGAAACCGAGUACAAAAUAGAAUCUGUAAAUGCUGCAGAAGAAUCUCAAAAGCCUGUAAAGGAAACUCAGCAUAUGUCUAGUGACAACGACGAUCAUGACGAGGGUAAAAGAUCAAAGAAAAAGAAGAAACAAAAGAAAAACAAACACGACGAGGAACCUGCAAAGCCUGCCUUCACGAUUACUGAAGAGAUUUUAGAAAUACCUCAGCGUGAGGCAGAGGAAACGUCUGCGCCACCUAAGAAAGAAUCAAAGAAGAAACAUAAGAAAGAUAAGACCAAAGUUCAACAACUUGAAGAAAAGGAUGAAACGAUAAUACCGAACGACAAGACUGUUGGAGCAGUUCUAGAUACUGUGGUCACUGAGCACAUAAAGACAGAAACGGUAGAAGUAGAGCAACAACUGAAUGAAACUGUAGAAGAACGCAAAAAGUCCAAGAAGAAGGAUAAGAAACAUAAAACUGAAUACAGUUCUCUGUCUGAAACUGUACCUCACAUAGCUUCGAACGUAGAGCAAGAAGAAAGGAUAGAAGAAAACGUUUUAAUAUCAACACUGGAGUCAUGUGAAGUUAAAGGCUUCACUGCAGAGUUUCUGUUUCAAGAGAAACUACAGCACUUCGAAGUUGAGAGACAUCUGACUGAUCGUCCGGAUUCGUCAGCAACUUUGACAACAGAGAUAUUAGACGAUAUUUCUAUGGAAGAUCGUGAAAUUGAAGAAUCCAAGGCUCCUGUUGCUACGCCACAUCUUGAUUUACUGAGAGAGGACUCUCAAGUGACAGACAAAGAGGAUUUAGAUUUUACCAUUACCGAAGAAGAAAUAAAAGCAAAAAGUAUGAUGGCUCAGUUUUUGGAACAAGAAAAAAUGCUGUAUGCUUGCGUACAUGUCGAUCAAAAAGUUCCAGCAGAAACAGUUUCAACUGUAGAUGAAAAGAAAGUUGAAUACAAAGGUCUACCAGUUGAUCAGACUACUGACUUAUUCAUCGACUUAUUGGAUGGUGAGGGUAUGUCAUUUGAAGAUGAUGACUCUGCUCCGGAAACGAAGCCGGUUGUUGAGAAUGUUGAACAUAAAGUUGUGGAAGAAACGGUCCCAAUACAAGAAGGCCCCAAAAUCAAGGAGUACAAAGGUCUGCCUAUUGAUAAGUCUACUGAUUUGUUCCUUGAAGUAAUUGAUGAAACUGGAAUGUCAUUCGAAGACGAGGAAUCUGUCUCUGUUGAAACCAAAUCUGCUCAACCAGAAGCAACUAUGACUGUAGAGAAGGCAAAAGUUGAAUAUAAAGGUCUGCCCGUUGAUAAGACUACUGACUUAUUCCUUAACGUCCUUGAUGAAGGAGGUAUGUCAUUUGAAGAUGAAGAACCAGUUUCUGUUGAAACGGAACCUGCAAGUGAAAAUAGCGCACAACCAGAAGAAACUUCAACGAUAGAAAAGACGAAAGUUGAAUAUAAAGGUCUACCAGUUGAUAAAACUACUGACUUGUUCCUCGGUGUCCUAGAUGAAGGAGGAAUGUCACUUGAAGACGAAGAACCAGUUUCUGUUGAAACCCAGCCUGCGUCUGAAGUUAGCCCUCAACCACAAGAACCUACAACGGUAGAAAAGACGAAAGUUGAAUAUAAAGGUCUGCCUGUUGAUAAAACUACUGACUUAUUCCUCGAUGUCCUUGAUGAAGAAGGAAUGUCAUUUGAAGACGAAGAACCAGUUUCUGCUGAAACCCAACCUGCGUCUGAAGUUAGCCCUCAACCAAAAGAACCUACAACGGUAGAAAAGACGAAAGUUGCAUAUAAAGGUCUACCAGUUGAUGAAACCACUGACUUGUUCAUCGAUAUUCUUGAUGAAGAAGGUAUGUCGUUUGAAGAUGAAUCGCCGAAAGGAGAAGAAUCCAAAUCAAAUGAAGCAACCAACACAGUUCCUCUUGUUACGGAGUCAGUCGAACAAGAGAAAAAAGUGGAAUACAAAGGCCUACCUGUCGACCAAUCUACCAACUUGUUUAUGGAUGUCUUGGAUCAGGAUAUCACGUGGGAAGACAGUGAAGAUGAAUUUGAGAUUCAAACUAGAGACAAAACAACUAAAUACGAGGAAAUAACCAAAUCUGUUAUCCAUGACACCACUGAACAAACACAAAUUGACACCAUCACAAAUGUGGGAAAAGAGGUUACUUCUGAAGGUGACAUUGUCAAAAGUGAUGUAGAGGAGAUGCAGCAAUAUAGUACGAUGAAUAUCGGGAUUUCAGAGCCCCAACAGCCUAAACUUUUUUAUGAAUCUCCGAAAUACGACAUACUACGUUUACUCGAAGCUGAAAAUAAGUUCUAUGAGCAGAAAUAUGCCACAGCUAGACAAGAAAAGGAAGAAGCUGUGUCUUCUAAUGAACCCAGUGAAUUGGAAAGUAAAAUCAAAGUUGAAGAACCAUCUAUUAAGUAUGAUAUCAUCUAUCUGCUCAGAGCUGAAGCUGAAUGGUAUGAAAGAAUGAAUCUUCAAGACAGACAGCAACAGCAACAGUCUUCGGUUCCAACAGCUUCAGAAACAGAUAGACCAACUGAAAAUAUAGCACCUUCUAUUGAAGCUCAACAUGUUCCGACAAAAACACAUACUGACAUGGAUAGUACCUUUAUUACUGAAGAAGUCAAGCAGCUUGAACUCCAGACUGCUAAAGAAGUAGAUGCUGAACCACAAAAAGAAGCUAUAGUCGAAGAUACUACACCAGAUAUAGCACCCACCCUUCGACCACACGCAGAAGAUACAGCUAGUAACACUGUUCCAUCUGAAGAAGUAAGCACAUCUACAAACGAAUUCUCUGAAGUUAUGUCUUCAGUUGUAGAACAGACUAUUGACAUUGAAUCAGAGCAGUCUGAAAAGAUGGUACCUUCUAUCGAAGCUCAACAUGCUCCAACAAAAUCCCAUGCUGAUAUGGUUAGUACGUUUAUUACUGAAGAAAUCAAGCAGCUAGAGCUCCAGACUGCUGAAGUAGUUGAUACUGCACCAGAUGUAGCACCUACCUUUAUACCAGAAACAAGAGAUACAGAUAAUGAAACUGUUCCAUCUGAAGAAGCAAGCACAUCUGCAGAAGAGUUCUCUAAAGUUACAUCUUCAGUUGUAGAAGAGACUAUUGACACUGAAUCAAAGCAGAGUAUGCUCAAAGACGAAGAAGUAAUGAAGUUCUCCGAACAGACGAAAGACACAGAAACUGUUGCUAAGAAAGUACAUUCUCAAUUUGAGGCAAUCUUAGAAAAAGCUACGGAAUUCAUCCCAAAGUCAGCCAUAAAAUCUGAACUCUCAACAGAUGCAACUGAGUUUGUUCCCAAAGGAAUGGAAUAUUCAAGGCUGAACCCAAAUGCCGCGGAAUUCAUACCUGGAUCUCUGGAAAAGAAGGCGACUCCAGAGUAUGUUGACUAUGCACAUGCUUACAAAUCACCCAAGGUGUUGCCAGAUACCCCUGCUUGGGAAUACAGUAAAGACGCUUGUAACAUCCCUGUUGCUCAAGAACACUACGAUCCAUGCUUCGAAAUCCCACCAGAUCAUGCUAGCAAUGAGUGGGUGAACCAGAUGCUUCACGAACCAUCCGAAGAAUUCUUGAUUCAUCAGCCGAGCGAAAAGGCUGCACAUGCCAUCGCAGAUUUAGAACAAAAGCAAAUAGAAGAAAGUCUUCUACCGAGAGAGGUUGUCUCAGAGCUGAAGACUAGCGGCAUAACAGAUACUCAUACGACCAUAUCUUGGACAGGUCAGGGAGAACCAUCUCACUGGAAAAUUGAAAGCGAGCAACUAAAACCACCAAAAUCACCUCGCAGGAGGAAAUCGAAAUCGCCGAAACCGCAACAGAAAGCGCAAGAACAAGAGAGUGAACCAUUCUUCUAUGUCGAACCAACUACAGAGUCUACAAAUGUAUGGGAAGCUCUGCAGAGAGGCGACAAAACUUAUGCGGAUGUUGUAGCAACAGGUUCUCCUGAGAGAACGCCAGAUAUCGAAAGAACGAGUCCAGUUGAAUCACUAAAAAUUAAACCUGAAGACGUUGUUAGUACUGACAAGUCGGCAGAUGAGCUUCAGGUUGAAAGUCCUAAGAAAAACAAAAGAAAAUCUAGGAAACGAAGUAAGUCGCCAAGACUGACAAGUGAUGAAGUACACGAAGCAACCGAAACAAACGAAGAUGAAAUUAAACAAGAUGUUGGAAUAGUUCCUGAGAUAAGACAGCAAACUGUACACGAUGUUACAGUAACUGAAAUUGAACAAGUGACACCAGAACCUGUAGUCCAAGGAGGUCAAAUGACUUGGGCGAAAAUAGCUGCCACUCCUAGUAGAGAAGCAUCUCCAAAACCAAGGCAAAAACUCGAUAAAGAACCCUCUCCCAGACCUAAGGUUCAGUCUACUACAGUUGUUCCAAAAACGACUACCACUGCUGAAAGGGCUGGAAAGAAAACUCGUCAAAAGGACAAGGAUCUUUCGAAAGAUGUCAAAGAGCCUUUGGCAGUUUCUGACAGGGUGACAAUGUCUGGUGAUGCUACCCCAUCUGAUGUUACUGAAUUCGGAAAAUCAGAGGAGCAGAUACAAGGUUCACCUGUUGAGUCAAAUAAAGAAACCGCUGAGCCUCCAAAAAAACAAAAAAAGAGGAAAGAAAGGAAAGUUAAAGAAGCCAUUGAAGAACAAUCAAAGAAAGAAUCGGUGUUAGUGUCAGAAAUUACAACUGAUGAAAAUGUGCUAACGGAAUCUGUUGACACAUCUGAGCAACUUUCAUCAUAUGCUGGUAUCCUUGGAAGUAAGCCCAAGCAAGAUCUAACUCCCGAGCCAAAACAGGGAAAUGAACAAAUAUUUCCAGAAGAAACUCCUGGAUCAGUAAAAGAAAUUGUCUCUGGGUUUUUGCAAGCAGAAAUCAAAAAUCAAUCUAUCGAGCCUCCUGUCGUUGUCACUAAAGUCGAUGAGAAAGUUGAUAUCACUAAAGCGCAGAAACCAAAAGAUGUAAGUGCUGACUCAACUCUCUGUGUUGAAGAAAUUUCUGUUUCUGAACCAGCAUUUGAUAAGAAUGUGUCAUCAUCGUAUGCUGGGAUAGUUGGAAAGAAGUCAAAACAUGAAUCUCCAAUUCCUACACAUAUGACAGAAACCCCAUCAAAAGUGUCCAAAAUGGAUGUCCUUCCUGACAAAGGAUCGAAAAAACAGAAACCUAAGAACCUUUCUCCACCACCAGAAAUUUGUAAGCAAAAAAUUCCAGAAAACAAAGAACUGGUAGAACAAAAACCUAUCACGCAACCUGCAGCUGAAGAUCAACAUGUAGAGCACGUAUCAAGAAGACCUAACGCUCAACCUAUAAUCAUCAACACAAGUGAAGCGGAACCGCCUGUACAACAUAUCGCAAUACAGGACAUUGAUUUGAGUCGUCUCACAUAUGCUGAUGUCACAAGAACUGGCAGAAGCCGGAGCUCUUCACCUCAUCCUUCUACUAUCACCACAAUAGCAGAUAAGAUCAACUUAAGGAAAGAUAGACUUAGCAGUGAGUCUCCAAAUAGAGUUCAAGUUGACAGAUUCAAAGAUUCAGUAAAACAGCCAGUAGAAGAUACAUUCGCUAGAGAUCGAACUAAGGUUGAAGGAUUACCUUCCAAGAGUACCAUACUUUCACCCACUGAGCAACAUACGAUAAAGGAAACCACUACAACAAGCUCUGAGCCAGAAGCAGAAAGCUUAGAAAAAACUGAAAAAAGGUACAGAAAGAAGAGUAGAAAAUCCAGAAAGCCUAGAGAUUCAAACCUGCCUGAUACUGGAGAACAUCCUGCAAGAGAGAAAGAACCACAUUCAUCUAAAGCAACCAACAUUCAGGAACUUGUUGAUAACGUUGAACUGGCAGCUACUCCUGAUUUACCAAGUAGUACUCAAGUCGUUGAGAAAAGCAAAGAACUGAAACCUUCAGAAGAAACAUUAUCCAGUCCAAGAGAUGACUCUCCUACAAAAAGCUGGGCUUCAGUUGUCAAGGUGUCUUCUACAAAACCUGACGAAUUAAACGAAAUUGAAGAAACCAAAAAUGUGACAACUGGUUCUGAAGUAGAAACAAGUGAUGCUGCAGAAAAGAAACGAAAAAAGAGAAACAAAAAGUCAAAGCGAGUAUUAUCCAAGGAAUCAAGUCAUCCUGGAAAUGAUACCGAGGACGAGCACGUGGCUAGUGAUAUUGGACAGAAACAAACUACUCCUGAUUUAUCAAGUGUUACUGUUGAUCAGACUAUUGAGGAAAUCAAAGAACAAAUACCUCCAGAAGAUAUCGCAGUGAAGAGAGAUGAAUCGCCUACAAAAACGUGGGCUUCUGUAGUCAAAGUCUCGUCUACAAAAUCUGACGACGAAAUAACUGAAGAAAAAGCACCUUCACAGUUGGAGUCAACUAAAAUCGAAGUUAGCUCAACAACUAAAGAAGUAACGACAGGUUCAGAGGCUGAAGCAGAUUAUAAUGUAGAAAGAAAGCGGAGAAAGAAAAAUAAAAAGGCAAAGAGGAUAUUACCUGAUGCAUCAGGUUUAUUACAACCCGACGACAAAGAAGAAUUCAAUGUUAGAAACGCUGCCGGUAAGCCUUUAGCUGAUAGUAAAGAAUUCCUAAUUUAUGAAAAAGCUGCAGCUAUCGCUACCACUCAAGAACAAGAAGAACGUGUUUCAUCUAUGGAAGCAGAAGAGCAACAAGCAAAGUCUUCUCAAAAGUCGGAGCUGACUGCUCAUGAAGAAGUAAAAUUAAUAGAGGCUGAAACAGUUGUUGAACAAGUAUCAUCUCCUCCAAAAGUUGAAGAUGCUGAAUUGUUCGCUUUAGAAAAAGACGAAAUACAACAAAUUCCAGAAACUACGAACGUAUUACAAACGACAAACCAAUAUGGCCAAGAUAUUGUAGAAACAGUAAACACUGUAGCGAUAGAAGAAUUGACACCUCCUCUAAAAGUAUAUGAAACUAAUGAAAAUGAUGACGUACAUCGAGUUUCAGAAAUUAUUGUAGAAGAACAAACUAUAAAACAGCAUGAUCAAGAUACAGUUGAAGCAGAAAAACAGUUGAAUUUCGGUAGUCAGGUUGCUGCUGAAGAGACUGUAAACGCUGAUGAAAAUGCUAGUGAAAUAGAAAAAUUGAAACAAACGCUAGUUGAAAUACGGCAACAAGAAAGAAUGAUGGAUCUAAUAAUAGAAAAUGCAGCGAAACAAGAAACUGCAACAAAUGAGGAAUUUUUAACGCAUUUGAAACAGCACGAAGAUAGAAUAGCUGAAGAAACGGUUGACGUAAUGGACUCUGUGAUCAUUCCUCAAAUUUCUGUGGUGAUCACACCGAACGUUGAAGAAAUCGAAAGACCUUGGGAAUUUGAGGCAAGUGGACCUGUUGUGAAAGAAAUAGAUACGAGUCGACAAAAGACUACGGAAACUGUAAAACUAGAAGAAGAAAAGAAAUUGGACAUAGCAGAGAGCAAAGAAAAAUCUCCCUUAGAAGCGCUAGUGGAAAAUAUUUCUAUGGACGAUUCUAUCUGGUUGACCAAAUCCAUAUACGAAGAAUGCGAGUCAAAUUGGCAGAUAAACUUGGCUGAACAACGUAUCCAAGAGAUAUCUAAGGAAUCUAGCUCAACAGACGAUGUCAUUGAAGAACACAUUUAUAUGGCAACUACAGAUAUCGGUCAACUGGCCCACAACUUGACCUUAGACUCAUUCUGGCUUACCAAAAGUAUCUACGAUAAAGCGGAAGAACAGUGGCAAGAGGAAAUGGUACAAAAGAGCAAAGGACAAGCUGGUGGUGACAGCAAGAAACCUUCAGACCGAUCACCAGAAGACGACGGCGACGAUUCUGACAGUUCAAGUGGCAGCAGAUCCCCUUCGAACAAACCUGAUGGUGAAGGCACCCUCAAAGCACCUGGUAGUGAAUACAUGAUGUACACUUUGCCGGGAGGUAUAGCAGGGUGGAAAGAAACUAGCACUUACUUAUCGCCUGAACCCCUUAACGUAACUUUAACUGACAUACCUUUGACUGAAAGUAUUGACGCUACCCCAAGUUCCUCGAUAUCCCUCGGACCUGAGCAGCAAUCAACGAGCUUAGCAGUAGGUGGUGAGGCCAGAGAUGGGGACCAACAGGCCAAGAAGAAGGGGAAAUGGUUCAAGAAGGAUCUUACAGACGAAGUUGAAAGACUGCAAGUUUCUUUAAUAUCUACAGAAAGUACGAUCGAGUAUUUGCCGAAAGAAAGUUUCGAAGACAUGAUCAAUGCUUUAGAGCACAUCACCAGCGAGCUAAAGAAACACGCUGCAGAAGCGAUCAGGCUCGAAGGCCAAGUGAACAAACUCACUUCUGACCACGAGACUCAGUCGUUGGUGGUGCUUUUAGCAGGAAUAAGGACUCGAAUUGCUACACUCUUGUCUCAGGCCGAAAACGGCAGGAUACUAGUCACGAACGCGCGAGAGCGACAACGAAAGGAACAAGAAGAGCUGUCGCAGUAUCAGAGUUUCCUCGUCGAGAUCGAACAUUGGCUGGAAUCUACCAAAACCACCUUGGCCACCUUCGUGAAACCUAGCGAAGAAAGGGAAAUCCAAAGCAGCUUAGAAAACUUCGAAAGACUCAGCAAGGAGAUUGAAAAUAAAGAAGACCGGCUCAAGAAGCUUGCGAUAGACUGUGAGACGUUCAAAAACUAUCCAGACUUACAAGCUUUGGUAGUAACACUAUUAGAACAAUUACGAGUGCUUAGUGAGGCGUUCGAGGAACAGAAAGUGAUUCUUAACACGCAAAUAGUGCAACUGAAGGAGUAUUUGGUGAUAGUUAAGGAAGGGGAAGAAAAAGUUGAGGACGCUUCUCUAGAAAACACCUUGGACUCGACGUCUAUGCCCAUAGAAGAAAUUCCUGUACAUGUAGAAGCGAAGGCGCCUGUUGAGGGAUAUACAGUUACACAGGGCGUAACAAUAGAGACACAAACAGGUCGAAGCUUGUCCUCUCCAGUUGAAGAACCGCCAACCAAGGACUUUACCGUCGUUUACAACCAACCCGUAGAUGCCCAAACUCAAGCCCAAAUGUCGCUCCCUUCAAGCGAAGCUGAGCACACUCAGCAGAAAGAAACUAUAACAAUAUCCAAACGCACCAGCGGUGGGCAAGAAACUAUUCAGAUAGCGACCAAGCCCCAACAAGAAUCUCAACCUAUCGUCGAGGAACCUGAUGAUGUCCUCGUCGAAGCCAACUACAGAAAACGUCCUGAAUCCGAAACCAGAGUCACCGAGUUGAAUAUCAGCAACGUAGUGCCUAACCAGCCUUUUGAAACCGUCUUUGUAGAACCUGACGAGACCACAACUGAGGUUAUCGUAGACGCAGAUGGCACGAAGAGGAUAAUUGUAAAGAAGCUCCACAGAACGGUGGUCAGACACCAACAAUCCUCCCAGCAACAACAAUUGACCACUCUUAGUUCCAUCGCUGACGAUGGUGUCCCAGUCACCCAGUCUUUCUCCCAAAUUACGCUCAAAGGACAACAAAGCUCCACCACAGUAGCUAAAGGAGAUGGCAGCAAGGCAACUGUUACGAGCCAACAAUAUGGAGGUAAAGUUGCUACAGGCGUACCAGGAGGUGAUGUAAACGUCCACGAGUACCAAACUGACCCGGAAGUCCAAUAUACCGUCGUUGGGCCAACGAUAAAACCUGAAGAGGUCGAGGUCCAAGGAGUCAAACUACACGAAGGAGACAUAACCUUGGUUGACAAUCAGAAUCACUUGAUGCCAGUUGCGGAAGGCGCUGAAGUCCAUACAUCUAGCUCUAGCGUAAGAGCUGUGGUGCAACAGGUCACUAGAAGAAUCAUUAGGAAGACCAGGAGGAUCAUAAGACGAACCGUCAUAAUAGAUGGUAAAGAACAUGUUACAGAAGAGGUUGUCGAAGAACCUGAAGAAAUUGAAGUAACUGAGGAAGGCAUUCCUAGAGUAAGCAUCAAUGUGACCAGAACUGAAGACGGAAAGGUGGUUCAAGAACAACAGUUUGGUGAACAGGCAACGUUCACACCUGGUACAACUACAAUUCAGAAGGUCAAAACGGUUGUCUUGGACUCAUCUGGAAAGCCUGUAGAAAAUGUAGAACAAGAGCAGUUUGGCCAGGAAGCAACCUUAACAGCUGAGGUCACACCACCGGUCCUAGCCUCAUCGGGAAAGCCUUUGGAAGCAUCUCUACCUGAGCAAGAAUCGGAGAGGUAUGUGUUAGACCAGAAACUCACUGCACCUCAGCCUGAUUCAGCACCACAAGUCACACAGUCGUUUGAAGUUGAGGAAACUAAGACCACUGAUGUCACCAAGUCGUUUAUUGAUACAGAGAAGCUUGACAGUAGCGACGUUGGCCAAACACGUAGUACGGAUGCUGCACCUACACCAAAAUCCAGAAAGAAAAAGAAAGGCAAAAAGACUCCGGAAGACGGGUCUCAAAGUACUAAAAAUGAUUUUGUUGCUCCCGCAGAUGUUCCCCAUCCUACUGAAGCAACGUCUCAACCUGAAUCUCUAGAUAGCACAACCUACACGAUUGAAGAACAUGUCAAGACAGUGUCGCCUGAUAAAACGAUCGUCACCGAGACAGUUGAUACAACCAUUGCACCAAUAGCAGACGCAAAGGUCACUGAAGAGGUUUUAGUUCGAAUACCUGUUAAAUCUGCUAUAGUAGCUGAAGAACGUGUAUCUCCUGAUAGACCACAAUCCGCUUCAGUAAAAUUGAUCACACAAGACUUCAUCUUUUCAGAAAAAUCUUUAUCACCAAAAACUGUUUUGGAGCAGUCCGUUUUAGAAACACUACCAACUAAACAGUCGCUCGAAAACAAAUUUAAUCAAUUUGAAUUGGAACCUGUCGGACACACCUCUGCUACUCCAGAGGUGUCUAAAGUCGUUCUAGAAAAGACAGAAGUCACAUUACCUGCAGUCGACAAAUUUACUCAACCAGUUCAACAGACUCAGCCAGACAUUGUGAAGAUUCCUCUAGAGAAAUCUGAAACGAUUGCAGUGAGCGCAGAAGAUGUAGCCAGUAAGUUUACUCAGUCAACAUUAGAACCGGUUCAGCAGGCUCAGUCAGGCAUCGCGAAAACUCCUUUAGAGAAAUCUGAAGCAGUUUCAACUACCUCAGAAAGUCUAGUGACCCACGAGAAAGCGUCUGCAAUUCCUGAAGAUUUCGUGACUAACCUCGUUCAUACCGAGCUUGAGCAAAUUCAAGCUGAGCUACCUAAGAUUCAUCUAGAAAGAGGUGACGCUUUGCAGCCUAGUCCAGAUGCUUUGACAGCCAAGUUUACCCAGCCAGAGCUGGAACCUGUUCAAGACCAGCCAGCCGUUGCGAAGGUACUUUUAGAGAAAGGUGACGCAGUUUUAAGCAGCCCUGAAAGCUUGAUUUCAAAAUUCACCCAACCAGAGCUGGAAACAGUUCAGCAGCUGGUAAAGAUACCUUUAGAUAAGGCUGAGACAGUUACAUCAAGCGCGGGGGCACUUGUAACCAAAUUUAGUCAACCGGAUACCAAGAAGACAACAGGUGCUCCCACUGAGCUAGUCAAAGUACAAGAAACUGAACAGGUCACCUCAUUGACUACAGAACCUACUGGCAACGUUGAAAUGUUCUUGUCUUUAGAGGAAACUCGACCAGAAUUUACAAUCCAAACAACAGAAACAAAAUCUACGAAACAUGAUACCAUCUCUGCGUUUUUGGACAAUGAACGCAGUCGCAGUGAACAAUCUGUUGUUGGAGAAACUGUGAAGGCUGAAGAUAAGUCUGUCAUUCCAACUGAAGUAAAAUCGUCCCAAACAGUAGACAUCGUCUUAUCUUUAGAAGAAAAACAGCAAGACUCUUCUAUGGCGACUCCGAAGGUUUCAGUAGCUAUGAAGAUAGAAGAAGAUACCGAAACGGCUGAGGUUAUACAUAAAGAUAUCCAUGUGCAACUUCCGAAAGCCUCAGAGAAAAUAGAGACCAUAAUUCCAAAACUGGAGGGCGAGUACGAAGCGCCUGUUACUCCCAGUGACAUCGACCACGGAGGGAGAGGAAGUAAAAAGAAAAAGAAACAUAAAACGCCUACUCCAAUACAAACUCCCGAAGACAAAAAGAUAGAUGAAAAUCAAGGAACAAUUACACCAUCAGUUGCUGAGUCAUCUGAAGUUUCCUUACCGGAUAUUUCUAAGGAAUCUGAAGAUACUCCCAAACCGACAUUCGGGGAAAUGGACUUUCCCAGCGGCUCUGAAGACGAAGAGGAAGAAGAAACUGGCAAAGAUACUGGUUACGAAGUUGAUAAAACAUACGAUGAAGCAGCGGAUGACGAUGAUCACGAUAAGAAGAAACGUCGCAAAAAGAAACGCAGGCAGAAGGUCAAGGUCAAGGAAUCUGAAGAGUCUAACUUACCGGAAUCGUCAACGGUAGGUGGAGAUUCUGUGCCAUUAACUGAUGACGAACCAAUAUUAGUACCGAAAGUAGAAGAACAUAAGAAGACAAAGAAACGUAGAAAAGGAAAGAAGAGGCCAUCUGAAUCUGAAUCCGAAACCGCGGUACUUGCAGCUCACGAAGAAGAAAUAGGUUCUCCAUUCGAGUCGUACCACACCAUGUCAUCCGUCUCCGAAACUGGAACUGUCAAGGUAGUUGAAGAACACGUCAUCAAAACUCCUGAUAGCGAAACUGCAGAAAUUCCUUCAAGAAUCGUGACAACAGUUCCAGUAUUGGAAACUGUAGCUGUUCAAGAAACUGUUUCGCAAACAUCACCUAUUGAACAAUUCUUGGAGCAAGAGAGAAGUAUUUCGGAGAAGCCUGUUCUAGCACCGGUUUCUGUCCAAACAUCUCCAGAACUACCGACAGCGGUAGAAGUACACACUGAACAAGUUUCUGUCCAAACUACCCCUGAAAUACCCAAAGAAACGGCAGAACUAUCUGUGCAGACAUUAGAAGUGCAGAAACCAGUUGAGUCUCCUAAACCAGAAGUACAGGAGAGCUCAACUCAAUUCGAAAUAUCUCAGACAGAUAUAAUAACUCAGACCACUCCAAAAGCAGUGUCGCCUGAGCAGAAACCUGUAACUGAAACGAUCGAAACCUCAAUGCAAACUACAUCUCCAGUUAAGGUGCAACUGUCUGAAGAAGGAGUUCAAACUGUCACACCUGAAGCAGUUGAAAUCUCGAGGAGUGAGACUGCUAUGCAAGCAACUAUUGAAAGUCAAGAAGAAGCGGUACAAACCAAAUCUCCAGAAACCAUCGCUACAGCUGAGAUUGCGUCUCAAAUUCACCCAGAGAUCGCAGAAUCUGCUUUGCAGACGUCACCCGAGCAGUCAAUAGAAAGUCACGAGGAAUCAGUCCAAACUGCAUCGCCGGAAACCGUGCCAAAAGCAGAUACGGCAUCUCAAAUCCAUCCAGAAAUAAAAGAAUUUGCUUUGCAGACAUCCCCGGAACCAUCUGCUCCUCCUGCUGAAGCAGUUUUCCCUCCAGCUGUUGCAAAAGAAACUGCAGAGAUUGUGACUCAAACAAGUCCUGUCAUUAUCAAAGAAUUAGGCAAUCUGAUAACUCCAAGUCCUACACCUACUCCUAGCUUAUCAGACUCCUAUGAAGUUCAUGUCAAAGCUUCUGUUAUAGUUCCUCCCUCAGACACGUCAGAGUCGGUUGGGUUCAGUACUCAAAUCGUUGAAACACCAAGCACUACGUCAUCUACUACGAUAGCUGGUGAAGAAAGUUCUACUUCUGAAAGCUCAGAUGAAGACUAUCAUGUAGAGGUAGCUGUAGAAGGCAAGCACGUAGAUGUAGAAGGCUUCUUGGAUGCAGAAAGAUCUGGAGAGGAACCACACAAACACAAACGAAAGAGGCACAGGAAACACAAAAAGGGACAUGGAAAAGAAGAUCGUCCUAGUGUGGAGAAAGAUCUGUUUGCAGAGUUCCAACGACAAAAUACUGUAGAUGAGUCAGGCGGUAACAAAGAAUUAUACGCCGAUAUUGCUAGAAGGUCUAGAUCACCUUCGCCAGCGGUGCAAGUGUCUCAAGGUCCUCAAGUGAUGCCGAAAUCUGAGGUGUUCAAGGAGGCUCCAGAAAUACAUACUGUUGAGGAAGUACUACAAGAAAAUCUUCUGAAGCAGGCAAAGGCAUUAGAAGCUGAGGUUGUGUCAAAGGUACUCACAGAUGUGGACAAAGAUAAAGUGAAAAAGAUAUCAGACAAGAAGCAGAAAUCUAAGUCUAAAAAGCAGGAACCUGCUGCUACUACUACCACCACUGUGGAUAUAUCUAUGAAAAUACCUGAUGAACCCCAAUUUGAGAUUGUAACUAAAGAUGUACUAACAGUGACUGGAGAUGAUAAGGUUCCUACAACUUCGUUCAAGGUUGAUUCUAUGCUCACUGAAGCUGAAUAUAAAACUAUACCUGAAACAAAAGUGGAAGCAGAGUUACUUAGAUCUACGGAAGAACGAGCACCGAAAUCUAAAAUAUCGUCUACAGUCGAAUUCUUAGAUGCCGAAAAGCAACCAGAAACAGUCCUUAUUAACGACACACCAGUGACUCUAACAAUCGAUAUUGAUGCUCAGAAGCCAAAACAAACAUCAGUUAAACCGAAAACAAAGGGCAAACAUGUAUCUUCCGUGACAAUUGAAGAGGUCCAAGCAUCCAGCGUUGUGACUGACACACCUCUAACUCCUGCUUCAGAUUUUGGGCAGUUGUCACCGCCAGACUAUUCUACCAGCUCUUGGAAACAACCUGUAGAACCUCCUCAGGCUAUCGCGGAAUCCGAGUACCAACAAGGUCCACUCUUGUUGAAAGAAGUGAACGUCAGGUGGAACCAAGCGCAAGCUUUGGAACGAUUCAAGAACUUACAGAACGCUAGGACGACAACUCAUCUGAGCGAUGUCCUGUACUUGGCGACACGAAACGAAAUAGUUACAGACGAAACUGCCCAGCAACGUAUAGAUAAUGUAGAACAAAACUUGAACCUCGUGCAACAGGCGGUCGAGAUGAAAGAUGUCCCAGUGUUGCAACAGACCAUCAUAACGACAGUUGAUACUAUCACUACUUGGUUAGAGACUAUAGAAUAUAGGAUAUACGUGAACAGACAACAAACGUCAGAUGGACCAUCCAGAGAACGUGUGGAGGAAUUCAAUGACCUCAAACAAGAAAUUGCAGCUAUCGAGGGUAAAGUGGAGCAAUUGCAAAAUGUCAUGCAACAGACAAGCGAUAUCUAUAACGAAGAUGAUAGAGAACGUAUGAAGAGUUAUAUCAACUCUUUGCAACAACAGGUUAAAGUUAUAGAAGAGGUUACUGAUGAGAAUGAGAAACUGGCUGCGGGAGACCUUCAGAGAUGGGACGAAUUCACUAACGGGGUUGCUAACAUCACCUACUUGCUUGAACAGCUCAAGAGGCAGCUGAGUGACUUGAAGGAGUCCGAUGCUUCACCUCAAACCAAAUUGAGUGAGCUAGAUAAACUUGAGAAUGGGAAUCGAUGCCACAUGGUGAAGGUUGCAAACUUAAUAAGCACCGCUAAAGGACUGAUGCGUGAUUUCCCUUCAAGGGAGAUCCCCAGGGAGGUGUACCUUAACAACGAAAUGACUAAACAGCUGGAACAGCAGAUAAGCAUCGAAAGAGACAAGGCGCUUCAACUACUCUCUCUUGCAGACGAGUACGAACAAACUUUGAAAGAAUUCAGUCAGAUCAUCAUUAUCGCCGAGGCCCUGGUCGAAAGUCCCAUCUCAGUACGUAAUUUGGAACAUCUGGAAGACGAGAUGCAGAAUCACAGAAAGUUCUUUGUCAACCUCAGUCAUUGUAGAGCCAUCUUGGAGUCUCUAGAAGAAAACUUGGACUCUGAGACAAGAGCUAUACACUCUAAACUGCAUCAGAACCUGUACGAACGAGCUAGCGUAAUUCUUGACAAAUCCACUGGAAGGUUCCAGCAAAUGUCACUAGCAGCGUCUAGAUGGACUGUCUUAGAACAAGGUACUAAAGAGGAGAUGAGAUGGUUGCAAGUAGCUCAACAAAGGGUUCCUGACUUGAAUAACGUCACAUCAGCGGACUAUGACAGGUAUAUAGAUCUCUAUCAAUCACUGGAAGCCGAUAUUGAUUACCACCAUGCCAAGUUGCUCCAUCUCAACAGUGUAGCCCGAAGAUUGCAAGAACUUGUGCAAUGCGCAGACUUAGAGCAAGCUUACGCUGAGUCUUUAGAGAUAAUUCAGAAGCUACAAGAAGAUGUCCAAAGCAAGCUUGACAGGUUGAUCUCGUUUAGAGACAGCUGGACCAUCUACAACAUGCAAAGCGACAAAGUCGAGUACUGGUUACGAGAAGCUGAUAUGGAAUUAAGGAAACUGGAGGUCCCUUCAGUUCCUAGAGGUCAUUUGAGACAAUUCUGGGAACUCAAGGCUCAACAUGAAGUGUACAACGUUUCCAAAAACCAAGCGGAUAACGCGCUGGAACGAGCUUUGCAGAUUGUACCGCUCAGUGACGAAAUGGUUCAAAGAAAAUUCCAUAACGAAUUGAAUGGGUCUUGGCAAGAAGUGUCUACGAGAAUAAGCGACAUAGAGGCUUCGAUUUUGGAAACAAUACAAGCUCCUGACCUACCUGUUAAUGAGAAGCUUGCUUUAUUGGAACAAGAGCUUCAAGAUCUCAAAGUGGACUUGGAUAAUAUGAAAGGUAUCAUCAAGACAGAGGAUGAAUUGAAUCUGUACGUGGAAAGGCUUCAAAUUAUGUCUACCAGAUUGGAUACUAUCCAAAAUGAGCUUGGUAGGUUGGGAUUAUUAUCAGCAGGAGAAUCAGAUAAAGUAGGUAGUCUCUUGGCUCUUUCCAAAAGGCUUGAAUCCACCAUAACUGAGGAGCUAGAAAACGGCAACUUGGUGAAAGAGCGUCUGUUGGCUAUUCAAAAAGGCAUGGAGCGAGUAAGGCGUAAACACCUCGAAAUGUCCAAAGGCUUGGACCAAUGUGAAGACGCUGAAAAAUUAGGCAGCGAAGCUGUGGAAAAAUCAGUAAACGAAUGCUUCGAAAUCGGGGAAGAACUAGUGACUCUGUGGCAAGACCUCAUGGCGUUGAGGCAGAUGCUUCAUACGCUUCCAAUGAGGCUCAAAGUGACUGUAUCGCCAGUUCAAGUCGAGAGGGAUAUCUCGCAGCUUCAAGACGACCAUACGGCGCUUGAGAAGAGAUGUGGACAGAUAUUGGCCUUGCUGAGGAGCAGGUUGGGUCUAUGGCAAAGGUUCGAGAGGCAGCUGGAGUUGGUACAGCAAAGUGUCCAGGAGGCUGACUUUAUGGUGGAACUGUUGACUGUGCAAGGAACUGUGGACUAUGAGAGGCUCAGGAAGGCUACUGAGCGGUUAGAGAGCGUGUCCGGAGACUUGGCAAAUAGAGAAUCGCUGAUCCAGGAACUGAAGACCAGCGCACAGCCUUUGGCGGAGAGUUGCUCUCCAGAGGUUUCUGCGAAGGUGGAAGCUGCCGUCAAGGAGGCGGUUACUGCGUACGAAAACACCAAGGAGAAUCUGACGCAGUUAUGUGGAAGAUACAAAAAGGCGGCAGAGCUGUGGAAACGUUAUCGCGAGGCUGCAGAUGUCAUGAAAGAAUGGGUUGAAGAAGUCGGACAAGUCGGCGACAUGGAACCUGAAGAAGCUUUGGAGAAAGUCAAGGUAUGCGAAGAAACGCUCGCGGCUCACACCAAGCGCCUAGCGGAACUUCAGGAGUUAGUAUCCGGAAUCGCCGAAGCGGUGGGGGUUGACGCUAACUCCCUGUUGGGAGGGGAAGUAACGGCGCUCGGAAGAAAGUUGGAGGAAGCCAAAGAUGCCAUCGGAGCGCUGUCAGACGCGGCCGAAGAGAACAUCAGACAAAAAGAGGGAGCGAAGAAGGAUGCAUUGGAAAGGAAAGAAUGGCUGGAGGGUGUUAGAAAGGAAAUCGUCGAUAUGUCUAAAGAAACUACCCCGACUGAAAACGAGGGCAAACUAGUCGUCCUUCGCGAUCACCUGUUAGCCCUAAGCAAAGCCGAAGGUCAAAUCCAACAAAUCAAGGACAAAACCGUCGAAAUAUCGACCACGACAACCGAAACGUCUGUGAUAGAAGUCCUUGAGCUUUGGCAACAGGUUAUCCGAGAAACUUUCCAACAGUACCAUAGAUUGAGUACGACUCUAGUCAAGAAUGAAGAUGGGGCAGCUGCCCUCCGCCUGUGGGAAGAAUACCUACUGUAUGUCCAGCAGUUCCUGCAAGGUACCAUUCCUGGCGACUGCCACAGUCUGUCAGAACAUCAGUCGUUGUGUCAAGUCCACCAGAAUCUUCUAACGACUCAACAGAACGUUUUACAACCAUCUAGCGGAGGUCAAACUAUCGAACCUAGCAUCAUGCAGCAGUUCAGUUCUUUGAGCAACUUGCACAACGAGAUCUUAUCCAGAAUCAUGGAUAGACAUUCAGAGGUGCAGAAUAGAUUGAACGCUUGGGAGAAAUACAAGAAAGACCAAAACAGGCUCUUGGCCUGGUUGAAAGGCGUCGAGAAGGAAAGGGACCAUAUGCAGCUGAGGUAUAUGCACAUUAGAAGGAUACCAAAGUUACUGACGAGGAUACAAACAUUAUUAGAUAAGAUUCCUCAAGGUGAAGAGCAAGCAGAUACUCUUCAAAGACAGCAAAAUAUUCUACUACAAUUCUGUGAUGAUGCACUAGCUACUUCUAUCAGAAUGGAGCAUGUAGCUAUCAAACAAAGAAUCUCUAACAUUCGCGCAGGAUUGGACACUUGGAAGCAGUUCUUGGAAAGGAUCGAGAUUCUAGUCAAGACGCACGAGGAGAAAGUCGAAAAGGUGCAAAAACUUUUCGUUGAAACCCAAGAAAUUAUCAACGAAUCUGUAAGCCACUCGCCAGCUUCGCAUGCCAGCUGCACCAACAGGUUAGAGCAGCUCCAAAGAACUAGAGCGAGAUUGAAUACUUACACGCAACAACUUGAGGAGCUAGUAUUAUCUCAAGAACAGCUGAAAGAGUGUUUGAGCCCUUCAGAUAUGAAGACUAUCAACCAACGAAUGUUGAUCUUACGGUAUCAACAAGGCGACCUAGAUCACCAAAUAGCCUCAAUAUGCCACCAACUUGAAGACAAAUUGGGAGUGAAGUCGAUGUUCGAGACGCGACAAGCUAGGUUCAUCGCUUGGAUCAACGAUCUAGAAAACAAGCUGGACGAAAUAUCUGAAGAAACGGCUGUACCAUCAGAUCCCAAAGAGCUAUUAAGGAAACUUGAAACUGAGCUUCAAGCUGAGAUGGCUCUGAAAGAACGAGAGUACAACUGGCUGUUGAAGACCGGUAAAGAGUUGGUGGAUUCUUGCGGAGAUGAAUAUGCUGAAGUAACAUCGAAGCAGAUCAUCCAACACAGAACGGAUGAAGUACUUGUGAGAUGGGAAAGGUUAGAGAACUUGGCGAAGAGUAGGUUUAAUAAGAUCAACGAUAUGAUGCAGACCAUAUGGCAAUUAGAAGAGAGGAUAGCCCAAAUUCGAGCUUGGUUAACGCAGAUCGAGCUUCAACUAGCUAAACCGCUGAUCUUCGAAGCUGCUACCAAAGAAGUUAUAGAUAGGAAGAUACAAGAUCAUGACAAGCUCAAGAAAUCUAUAGAACGCGAAAGUGGUAACAUUGGCGAAGUACUUAACUUAUGCGAGCUACUUCUGAGCGACCCCGACGUUCUUAAAGCUCACUUUUCUACAGAUAACGUCACGCAUGCUGUACAGAAUCUCGAGAAACGAUGGAAAGUUGUAUGUGGACAAUCUGCAGAAAGAAAACGGAAAAUCAGCUUCAUCUGGAAGUUGCUACAAGAAGUGUUGAAGCUCAGCACAGAUCACGAACAAUGGAUAAACGAUCGAGAGCAGCAAUUGAAGAAUCUUGACAAACCUGUGAAGAAACUCGGCAAAGCAGAGAUUCAACAGCUGAUCUACUCGGUCGAAAAUGAAAUUAAAGACAUAGAAUCACGUGUACCUACAUUCCAAAUCCUAGAACAAACCUACUCGAAGCUGGCUACUGCUUCAGGAAUUGAUCCAGAGAACAUCCAGGAGCUAACGUCGAGAGCUAGAGUUACGAUAGCAAGAUGGGAGAACCUCAUGCCGAAAGCGCAAUCUCUACUUCAAAAGCUUCAGAACGAGCUGAUUCCUUUCAAAGAGUUCUCGCUUGCUCAUGAAGACGCUGUAGUCGGCCUGACGAAGUUAGAUGCACAGGUGACUGAAUUGCAGCAUCUCUCGCCGCCAGAAAAAGUGCCGUUAGAAGAAAGACUGAAGAAAUUAGAGGCAAUAGAGAAGCGACUGAACGACCAAACGCCUACUUUGGAAACUGCCGAUAAGCUAGGUCUACAGAUCAUGAAGAAGAGUAAGAAACAAGAAGUUACCAAGAUCCAAGAGAUGAUAGACGAAUACCAAAUCCUCUGCAAGAACAUACACGAAAGGAUAGUCGAAAUAAAAACGGAAAUAAUGACGCAGGUGAAACGACAACCGAGAGAAGUAGACGAAAGUGUGCAAGUUGAAACUUUGAAGUUUGAACAGGACACUGCAGUGCAAGUUAACACCUUGCCGCCUCAGUUACAAAGAAUGACAUCGAUAAGCGCUAAAGAUGCGUACUUGGUAGAACUGGAAGCUGCGCUAGGUGAAUGCAAGGCUAAUCUCGACGAGCUGGAGAUGUUGGUGAACAAAGAGAUACCGAAACAAGGUUCGUCUGAAUUGCCGGGUAGCAGUAAGAAGAUUGCGAAGAUUUCAGCGAAUUGCCAAGCGAGUGUGGAGUUGAUCAAGCAUAUACAUGACCUUCUGAUCAACGAGUGUAAUGCUUCUGAGACUGAGGCUUGCUCGGAAAUGGUACGGAUGCUUGUGGAACGGUUUCAAGUUUUGCUGGUUAAAGCGAAGGAGAAGGAACAGAAACUUAGGGAGUUGAGAGCUACUGGUAUGGAUGCUUAUAACCUCUUGUGCAAACACGAGGCAGGUCGCCUACUAUGCCCACUAUGUACGAAACGCAACUGGGCUCAACUAGACAACGAUCUGUGGCGAUUAGAAAAAUGGCUGCAAUUCGCCGAAGGUACUCAGAAGUCCCAACGCAGUCCACCGUCGAACAUCGAACAGCUCGAGGAUGUGAUUCAAGACCACAGGGAAUUCCUCCUUGACCUUGACAGCCACAAAAGCAUCGUGAGGUCUCUGAACAUCGUCGGAACGCAUUUGGCUGACCACAGUGAGGAUACAUCGAAGGCGACUGACCUCAGAGAGAGGUUAGAGAAGGACAACAAGCGGUGGGAGGUCAUCUGUCAACAUGCCGCGGAGUGGCAGGUGCAGUUACAGAAAGCGCUUAUGAACAACCAACAAUUCCACGCAAUCAUCUCCGAGCUAUGCGUCUGGCUCGAAAAGAACGAACGCAAGAUCAAAGCCUCGGAACCGGUCGAUCUAACCGCUCCAACGGAAACCAUCGAGACGAAAUACAACAAUUUCGUCGGCCUUCGCGCCGAAUUGGAACGUUGCGAACCCCGAGUGUUGAGUCUGCAAGAAGCGGCGAACCAGCUGUUCAGAGAUGAAGAUGCUCCGGAAGGAUCCAGUUCCAUACACAGGAGACUCACGGACCUGCGUCUCAAGCUUCAAUCCCUCAUCCGACUGACUGGCAUCUACACCCUCAAACUAGGGGCGGUCCUUGGCAGGGACCCUAACGAAAUCGGCAUCGCAGUAGCCUCCAGCUCAGGCUCAGGGGCUGAGCAUUUAUCCCCACUGUCCUAUGACCUUUUGGACCAUGCGACUCAGGAUGGGACCACUGCUGAGGCACCAGGCGAUGACGCUUACAAUGGUGGUACUGACGGUCAAAUCAACACAUCAGUACUCCGGCGUAGUUGCCGCUUCCUCGGUCGAGUAGUACGCGCCUCGAUGCCAAUUCAAGCAUUGAUGCUGCUCAUGUUAGGAGCCGCCUCAUUGGUUCCUUAUUCGGAGGAUGAUUACUCGUGUUCGCUAGUCAACUCCAUCGCAAACAGUAUGAUGCCUACCUUACGAUACAAUGACGGACCGCCCCCUAUUUAAUAGGAUGUGGCAACACUGUAUUUUACGCGUGUAUACACUUGGGGAAGGCGUUUGACACUUGACUUGACCCAUCUGUAUAUAUCAGUGACAGCGCAGAAAGCAACUUUUUUAAACAAAACGUUCCGUUGAAAAUAUUUUAGAGUUCUUUUAUUAUGUUACUUUUUAGCGAGUGUUAAUAAUAUUUAUUUCUUUACUCAGCAUUUUUUUGUAUCUCUAAAUGAAGAGCCUUUUCUACAUUUUGUUUCUAGACGCUAAAGCAGCCAGUUGUACUGUGCGUUUUAAAAAAGCCGCCCCUUAUUGAAAUUGUUACUUGCAUACGAUAUUUUAAUAUAAAAGUGGGAGCUGAUAAUUUUAUCGUAAUAGCUGGGUGCCAUCUUGGAACUUUUUUCACUCAGAUGAAGAAAAUGUUGAAAUUUUCAACUAACACUUUUACGCUAAUAUAUAUUCUUCAUGCAUAAGCCAAAUUUCAUAUUACUUUCUUAAACCGUUCAAAAAAUAGAGGCUAUAUAAACAAAACUUUACCAGGUUCAUUUUUAUUUGCUCGACAAUAUAAAACUAGUUAUUUUGAUGCUGUCACUGAAAAAUCCAUUCCAAUUACGUUAUUAUUCGAAAUGAUUUUUUUUAAUUUCUUGACGAUAUUUUGUACAUAAACUUGUGACUUAUUUUUACGGGCAGCUUAAUGGUAAGAAUUUGUAAUAUUCUUUAUAUAUAUUAGAGUUUAGGUUUUUGUAUAUCACAAUACGUGACGAAUAUUGUACACUAUAGAGUAUCUAUCUGUAUAUUGGGGAAACUGCACAACAUGCGACGACAAAGAUAUGUUUUAAUAUAUAUUUUAUACUUACUGUUAUUUUAUAGAUUUUUAUCGUUGGUUGUGAAACUUACGAAAACUACAAAUAGAGAAAGUGGAACCUCUAUUAUGAUAGUGUCAUAUUUUACUGUGAUCAAACAUUGUUUCGACUAGUGAAAAUCCUGAUGAAAGCGAACUCUCCACGUUUUCUCAACGAUUUUUAUUGCGCGUCAAGUUAUUUCAUUCAAGAAUUUAACAAAGCUCUCCCAAAAUGUGUUCUUAAAUAAAAUGACAAAAUGUAGUCGAAACAGUGACUUCUCACUAUGUUUAUUUUCAUUUAAGUUUUUGCUUUAUUUUGGUCACGGUGCUGAUUUUUUUUUUUUUUGUUAAUUAACAAUGCCGUGCAAUCGCUUUAUAUGCGCUUCAAUUAUGCUAAGAAACAACUAAUUAUUUUAAGGAUUGUUUUCGCAAUACAUUAUUUAUAUUUACGUUAAUUUGGCAUAUCUUAAUAAUAUAUUAUACGACGUUUUCAUUUAUAAAAUAUAAUUUUGAAAGAAUU